UUCUGCAGGGAUUUUCCUAAUGCUACUGUACAAUUUACACACAGUCCUCAGCAUUUCUCAAUCUGGGAAACCGUUCACAUUGAGGACUGUCUUCGUGGAGUUCGUGCGUUUUUUCCGGGUUUCCAGUGUAACCCUGACUUUCAUCUUGACGUUGAGAGGUGACCUGAUCACGAAGUACGAGGAACUCUCGCGACGUGGACGGCGGAAUCCCUCACGAUUAUUGAAAAACUUCAGGAUCUACGUUUAUGCAGGAUUCUCAUUGUCUUCUCUUCUACAAAUAAUAAGCAACGAUCGACAUUUGCAGGACAACCCGGAGAAUUACCUCGCCUCACACUUCUACGGUCUUUCCGUCCGCGAGGAAUCAUUCUUCCGAAGCUCGAAUGCCUUUAGGUUCUAUGUCUUCGUGGAUUAUUUGUUGCUCUCGCUUCAAGAGCUGUAUCUCUAUAGAGUUAUGUGCCUCUUCUGUGAUCUCGCAUUCAGAUUGUCGGAAAAUAUCCGGGAGCUCCGGGGGGAAGUUUAUUUCAGAAACGACUCGGUAUUCUGCGACAUCACCUCGACCCACCGAUUGUGUCAGGGCAUGAACAUGGAUUUCUCCGAAUUGCUUGCGACUUGGUGUGCGGUGGCCAUGAUGACUGUCAUCGGCUUCAUUCAAACGUGCAUCGAAGCCUUCCAGAGCGUCUCCCAAAGCGUUGUAGCUCGAGUUCUGGCUAGCCCUAGUACGCUCCUAGUGAGCAUCUGGUUCUGCUUAUUCUGCUGCGUGGCGAAGAAACCAUAUCAAGAAGCUUCGCUCUUCAGGGAUGUACUCAACGAGCUCAACAGGAGAGCGCGGGUCGAGAUCAGAGAGGAGAUUCUGUACCUCAAGUUGAUGUAUCGGCUCUGCGACGGAGAACGAUUCACCAUCAAAGUGUGGCGAACGGUAGCCUUCAGCAAUAACUUCUUGUCACGGACCUUUCCAAAUAUCCUCAUGUUUGGAGUCACCCUCCACCAAGUCGCUAAUGAAAAAUCGAGGCUCGGCGGAGUGUAG
Galendromus occidentalis (western predatory mite) is the source of this 1024-nucleotide messenger RNA. RefSeq lists its product as uncharacterized. The transcript has 2 exons. The record is from RefSeq and is a predicted model, not a curated record. NCBI's taxonomy places the organism in Eukaryota, Metazoa, Arthropoda, Arachnida, Mesostigmata, Phytoseiidae. Bases 20 to 1024 code for a protein of 334 amino acids.